AGCUGAUUGUCAAAAUAUUUUUUAUUAAUCUAAACAUAUGUUAGUAAAAGUUUUUGACUAAAAUUAUUAUUAUGGAUGAACAAAAUAUUCCUAUCGACAUAAAUACCACCAAAUUGCUGGAUUGGUUGGUGUCCAGACGUCAUAUUCCAAAAGAUUGGCAAAACGCUGUUUUGCAAGUUCGAGAGAAAAUCAACAAUGCAAUUCAAGACAUGCCCAUACACCAGGGCAUUGUAAAAUUGGUCAGCGGACAGCACAUUAACUAUUUCCAUUGCCUGAAAAUAGUGGACAUCCUCAAGGAAACUGAAAAGGACACGAAAAAUAUAUUUGGAAGGUACGGGUCUCAGCGUAUGAAGGAUUGGCAGGACAUCAUCAAGUCGUACGAGAAAGAUAAUGUUUAUCUUGCAGAGGUAGCAUCAAUGCUGAUCCGUAACGUAUCCUACGAAAUCCCGAGUUUGAAAAAGCAAGUGCAAAAACUGGAACAGCUCCAAGGCGAAAGCGAGAAGAAAAUAAGAGAUUGCAAUAAGACGGAAGCUGUAGCUAGAAAGGAAUUCAACGUAGCUUGUGAACAGUUGGGAAUCAAAGGUGAAAACAUCAAGUCCGAACUUUUGGACCUAUUGAAGCAAUUACCAAAAAUUCACGAUGAAAUUGCUGAAAAAGUUAAAAUAGUCAAGCCCGCAAUUGAACUGUACGCAGCCUUCAAUAAGUUUUUAUCAGGACAAGACAUUGACUUUGAAAUAUUGCCAACUCUAAACUAUUUAAUCCAACAAGGAAACACGACCACAUACGAGUUCAAAUACGGCGAAAAGCCUUUGAGAAUUGAACUAAAUGAGACUCCCACUCCAAAAGACGAUGAAAUUGAAGACAAUAACGCAAUUGAUUUUGGUGACGAAAACAAUGAAAUCGACUUUGGUGAUGAAAUCGUCAUAGAAAGCCCAUCAGUUGCUGAACAAAAAAUCGGAUACGGUUCAUCUAGAGGCUCAUCAUCGUCAAACGGAGAAUCAUUUGAAAUAGUAAACUAUGAAGAGCUGGAUCAAGAACUCACAAUAAAUCUGGAAGAAUCUGGCAUUGUUUUGGAAAAAUCUGGGCAAGAUGGAGGCGUGGCACGCGAUGAAGAGGCCUUUACAAUCCUCGACAAUCCAAAAUACCAAUCGCAAAUUUUAAACGAUUUAAGCGAACUUGAAGCUUUCCUGAAAAUGCGCCUUUUUGAAAUAAGCCACGACGAUUCAAGUGAUUUACUGUCAAUGGCUCAAAUGCAAGACGCGCCUGCAUUAUUGCAAAUGCAAACCAUUGAAAACGUAACAAGCCUAUUAGAUUGCGUUCAUGUCGCUUUGAAUUAUUUGUCUGACAAGAAAAUUCAGCAUUUGCACAACAUUAAGCAUUCACCUAAAUAUGUAGAUAUUCUAACAGCCAGUCUGAAACAAAAAUUAUUGGUAAUUGACAGGAUGGUUACAGCUAAGGAUUUGCUGGAAAAGAAAAUUGAAGAAAUGGGUGAAGAAAUUAGGAAACUGGAGCCUGUUAUUAAAAUGCUGGUCGAGAAAACCAAGCAAUUGCAAAAGAAUAUUCAGGAAGAUUUGUCUGAGAAGUAUAAGGGCAGGAUUGUUAAUAUUGUCGGAGGUGUAAAUACUUUGUAAAUGGUUUAAGGUGUAAAUAAAUUUAUUAUUUGGGUCAACUUUGUAA
Molecule: messenger RNA, 1677 nt
Organism: Ceutorhynchus assimilis (cabbage seed weevil)
Lineage: Eukaryota; Metazoa; Arthropoda; Insecta; Coleoptera; Curculionidae
Source: the annotation of a GenBank genome assembly